CCGCUUUGUCGAAUCUGUAUUCGCAUAUCCAAACGACCUCCAAAUUCGCCCACCUUCGUCCUCAAACUUCUGUUCCCUUGAACUGCUUCUUCAAUCUCCCUUUCACUGAGCGGGGGGAUGGAGAAGAAGAACACCGAGGAGCUCACCGUCAAAUCCAUGGCGUCCAAUUCGCAACCUAGCAAAAGCAAAGCCUCCGAUAGCAGAGAAGAAGGAGAAGUAUCUUCCUCCGAUAACGAUACACAAACACACGACGUACAUCCUGUUUGUUCUACUGUGCCUGCUUCGGUCACAUCACCUAUAUCAUCCAUUCUUCCUCCUAAGAAUAAAUAUAACCCAGGGAUCCAGGCUGUUUCUGCUGAUGUUUGCACAAGAACAUCCAUACAAACUAUUUCUCAGAAGAUAUGUGAUAAUGCUCAAGUUGUAAAUAAGGUUAGUACUCCUUGGGGUGCUUCCAGGGAGGCCAAUUCGAAUCUUGUGAUUAGCUUCUCAGAUGACAGUGGCAGUGAAUUGGAGGAAUGUAGUAAAGUGAGAACUUCAAAAUCUCAUAGUGAUGCUGUCAGGCACUAUAAACCUCCAACUUCAAUAAUUGAUAGAUCAAACAAGUUACGGAGUAUGACAAGGAACAAAGUAGUGGCAAACAAACUGUCUUUGAGUCAACCAUUUAUUCCUUCAAUGACCAAGAAUCACAGAGCAUAUUCCAAGGGUGCUGCUGGGCCCUCAUUGGCUGAGCAAGGAUCUAAAAUCAGAGCUUUCAGUGGAAACCUACAGAGCCAAGGGCGUGGAAAUGAUCAAGGAAAGAACUUAAACACUAGUAAGCUUCAGGAUUUGCGGGAGCAGAUAGCCAUUUGCGAAAGCAAAUUGAAGUUCAAGUCUGCCCAACAGAACAAGGAGAGCAUUUCAGUUACAAACCAGGAUUAUAUUGUCACGAAUUCAAAAUCUGAUUUGGCUAGGAAAGGGAGUGCGACUAUACCUCAGUUUCCUCCACUAGUGCCUAAGGAACCAGAUGUAAAGCGCCUGAAAACCAGUGGGUCUUACUCUACCAAGCUGAGUUUGAGUGGGCAACAACAUCUUCGUACAAUGUAUGCUGGGAAAUCUGUUUUCCGGCCUCAGGAGCCUGGAGAAGAGACACAGAACAUUAAGGUCACUUAUAACCAGAAGGGGAUUUCUUUGGGUAGAGAAGAGUCCAGUGUGUUGAAGCAGAGUAAGGAAGAUAUCAAGCAUGUGGCUGCUUCACCCUCACCUGGAAUUGACCUUGGCAAAGUACAGGAUGAUAACGACAUUGUUGCUAAUGGCAAUCAGUUAGACUGGAUUAGUAAGCAGGUGGAUCCUCACCCUCUUGUUGUCUUAGAUCUAGCUACGGUUCUCCCAAAUAUGACAUCCAAUGUCCAAACUCAGUUUGAUAAUGUUGAGUUUCACCGUCAAAGUGAUGGCCUUCAACCAUCUGCUUCAGCUGCAAAACAUUUUGAAGGAACACUUCCUCAAUCAGCAUCCAAUGUCAAGAUACCAGAGCCAUGCAGUAAUUUCUUUAAGUCAUUGAUCAACAGUAAAAGUUCCGGGACUGCUUUUGGUAAUUCUCCAAGUUGCCUGGGCUUCAGCAAUUUUGAUCUCCAAUCAUUAUUUGAAAUGGAGGAGUCUCUAGACAAGGAUCUGGAAGAAGCCCAAGACAUUAGGCGCCAAUGUGAAAUUGAAGAAAGAAAUGCUUUCAAAAUUUAUUCUAGGGCUCAAAGGGCAUUGAUAGAGGCUAAUUCUAGAUGUCUUGAUCUUUAUCAUAAGAGAGAAUUAUUUUCAGCUCAUUUUCACUCUUUUUGCAUGAAUAAUCCUGGUUUAAUUAGUUCCUCAAGACAGCAAGAAGAUAUGAAAAUUGGUGCGGAUCACUUAAAUAGUAUGUCUGGAAAUGCAAAUGGAGCUUCUCCUUUGUAUCAGAAGCAUUCUGAAUAUAAUAGUUCUACUCAGCUACAUACUGAUCUAAAUAUGCAACAUGAAAAUGCUGGUCCCAUCAAUUCUUCAAACCUGCAUGAGAAUGGACAAAAUUUGGGGUCUGAACCUGAAUUAUGCUCUGACUUAGGUGGUAAUAAAUUGGAUCCAUUGCCUUCCAAGGGCAAUAAUAUUGCAGAUAGAAUUUGCUCUCCAUCCGUUGAUCCGAACGUUUCAGUGGAUGGAGAUGAAGAGUCAUUGCCAUCUGACCAUGAAAUGAUUGAUUCCUAUGAUGAAUGCUACAUGGGAAAGAAACAGUUUGAAGAUGAUCAAAUGGAGACAUAUAAUAUAUCAAAGAAAAACCAGUGUGACAAUAAUAUUGAGGAUUCUUUGCGUCUUGAAGCAAAAUUAAGGUCUGAACUAUUUGCACGUCUAGGAAUAAGAAAUUUGUCAAAGACUUGUAAUCCAUGCCAUAACAUUCAAACUCCAGUCGAACAGGGGACUAAGAGUGAUGCCAGAGAUGAUAGAACUCAGCAAAAUAAUACAGAACCUACAGUAGGGCUAGCAGUUGGAAGUGACGCCGACCUAACAAGUAAGAAGACUGAGAGCACUUUACUAUCAGGAAAGGGAGAUCAACAGUUUGGUUUUGGAGGUGACGUUGGAUGGGACUCCCUCUGCCUCCAACCCGUAGGCCCAAACAGAUGCAAUACCCCAGAUGACAUCCAUGGUCGUUAUCAUUUUGAGAACUUGCCAUCAGAGACUCAGGAUUCUGCGGACUCUGAUGACAAUGAACCAUUCAAUAGAGAAGGAUCUUGCUCCAAAACUACUUUUAGUUUCACACCUUUGACUAUGAACAGUGUUUUGCAACAUAUAAAGGCCAUACCCUCAGUUAGUAUAGAAGUCUUGCUCGCUAGAACUCGAGGGAGCCUCUCUAAUCUUGGUUUCCCUGAAGACGGUGAUUCUUUGGAAGUGGAUCAAAUCCACUGGAGAAAAUUAAAAGAGAACUCUGUCCAUGAGACUGUUAGACCUAUGUUUCAGAGUGAUGGCUCAUAUAUUGAUGAUCUAGCAAUUGAUCCAUUGUGGCCACUUUGCAUGUAUGAACUCCGUGGAAAAUGCAACAAUGAUGAAUGCCCUUGGCAACAUGUGAAGGACUACUCUUUAGCCAAUAGAAGGCAGUGUCAGCAUGACCACAUCAACUAUUCUGAUUCUUGCAAUGGACUAUCAUUUUCUUCAGAUGAAACAAAAAUAUUCAAGUAUGAAGAUUGUAUGACACCUCCAACUUACCUGGUUGGCAUAGAUAUUCUAAAAGCUGAUUCACAUUCAUAUGACCCUGUUUUAGCUCAGAAAAGUAGUCAAUGCUGGCAAAACUUUUUUAGUAUUUCUUUGACGUUACCAAAUUUGCUCCAAAAGGAUGCUUCUGCUGAUGGGCUAUUUUUACAUGAUGCUCGUAUAGAGGCCAAGGGAAGUUGGAAUAGACCAUCAUCAUACUUUCAGAGGGGAAGCUCCAUAUUGAGUCAGCUGAAACAGGGUGAUGAGGACCUAGCUCUGGAAACGGCUCUUAUUAUUAUUAACCAGGAAACGAACAGUCGAGAGGGCAUGAAAAAGGCUCUUCCUGUACUGUCACGUGCUGUGGAAAAUAAUCCAAAAUCUGUAGCUCUCUGGACCAUUUACCUUCUAAUAUUCUAUAGCUAUACUACAACCGGAGGGAAGGAUGACAUGUUCUCUUAUGCGGUCAAGCACAAUGGGCAAUCUUAUGAACUAUGGCUUAUGUACAUUAACAGCCGCAUGAAUCUCGAUGCUCGAUUGGCUGCAUAUGAUGCUGCACUUUCUGCACUCUGCGACAAUAUAGUUACUCCUAACUUGGAUGGGAAAUAUGCUAGCACCCAUAUUUUGGACCUGAUUUUGCAGAUGACAAAUUGUUUGUGUAUGUCCGGGAAUGUCGAGAAGGCUAUUCAGAGGAUUCUUGGGCUUCUUCGAGUUGCUAUGGAUUCUGAUGAGCCUUAUUCUUUUACGCAUUCUGAUAUGCUCACAUGCUUAAAUAUAUCUGACAAAUGUAUUUUCUGGGUUUGUGUUGUGUAUUUAGUUAUUUACAGGAAACUGCCUCAUGCUGUAGUGCAGCAGCUUGAAUGUGAGAAAGAACUGAUCGAGAUUGAAUGGCCUGCCAUUCAAUUAACCGAUGGCGAGAAGCUGAGGGCUUCUAGGGUGGUCAAGAAAGCGGUAGAUUUUGUCGAUUCUUGCCCAAACAAUGAAUCGCCUGAUAGUAAAUGCUACCAAAAAUCUAUUCAAAUGUUUGCUGUCAAUCAUAUAAGGUGCUUGAUGGCAUUUGAGGACAUAGGAUUCAGUAGGAACUUGUUGGAUAAAUAUGUUAAACUUUAUCCAUCUUGCCUAGAACUUAUUUUACUUAAAGUUCGGGCAAAGAAACGUGAUUUUGGGGAUGAAACUGUUGUGGCAUUUGAACAAGCGAUCGGGAACUGGCCGAAAGAAGUACCUGGGAUCCAAUGCAUCUGGAAUCAAUAUGCUGAAUAUUUACUUCAGAAUGGGAGAAUCAAAUGUACUGAAGAACUAAUGGUGCGCUGGUUUGAGUCUACUCCAAAAAUGGACUGUUCUAAAACUAGAACAUUGGAUAAUGGUGACUGUGACUGCUUGAACCUGCUAGAUUAUGCUUCAGGAUCAAUUGUACAUGCAAUGGAUUGCAGUCCCAACGAGGUGGAUGUCGUGUUUUGGUAUCUUAAUCUUUCUGUUCACAAGCUACUGCUGAAUGACCAAUUAGAAGCACGUUUGGCCUUCGACAAUGCUCUGAGGGCUGCUAGUUCUGGGACUUUUAGAUAUUGCAUGAGAGAGUAUGCUAUGUUUCUGCUUACUGAUGAGUCCUUGCUGAAUGAAGCUGCUUCUGUUGGUGGAAUAAGGAACAUUUUAGAGGGUUAUCUUAACGAUGCCCGAGCUUUCCCCAUCCCUGAGCCAUUAUCCAGAAAAUUCAUCAAUGAUAUCAAGAAGCCAAGAGUUCGACUUCUCAUCAGUAACAUGCUGUCUCCACUUUCUCCGGAUGUUUCUCUAGUGAACUGUAUUCUUGAAGUUUGGUAUGGGCCAUCUCUUCUACCCCAAAAAUUUAACAAACCAAAGGAAUUGGUGGAUUUCGUGGAAACUAUCUUAGAGAUGUUGCCUUCUAAUUAUCAGUUGGUACUUUCUGUCUGUAAGCAAUUAUGCAAUGGCGACGACUCUUCCCAAGCUGCCUCGGCCAGCCUUAUUUUCUGGGCCUGCUCAAAUUUGAUCAGUGCAAUUUUUAGUUCUGUCCCAAUACCCCCCGAGUCCGUUUGGGUAGAAGCUGCUAAUAUUCUGAUCAAUGUUAAAGGUUUUGAAGCCAUAAUUGAGAGGUUUCACAAGAGAGCUUUAUCCGUUUACCCGUUCUCUGUUCAGCUGUGGACAUCAUACUACAACAUGUGUAAAACUAGAGGAGAUACGAGUGCUGUUCUGCGAGAAGUAAACGAAAGGGGAAUUGAACUUAAUGAGCCUUCUUCAUGAUAGAAUUAUACCUUUGGUAGGAUCAGUAAAAUUACAGGAAAACUAGGAUCAGUUUUUAGUUAUGGGAGAAGCCUCAGUGUACAGAUAGUUUACAUCAUACCGUAUUAUCGUGCUAGGCACGGUAGUUUCACCAGUUUUGUUAAGUGGUAGAGAGCUAAUUGCGGCUAGGAAUUAGAUAAAUACUUGCACAGAGAAAAGUUUGGUGGGAAAAGGUUUUUUCUUGUCUGUAAAGUCAUGGAGACCUUAUUGGAACUGGAUUUGUUGAGAGCAUCAUCAGGUUUCUCAACCAGUUACUCGCUGACCAUUGUUCGUUCGGCUGUCUCGUAAAGGUGUAUUGUCGAACGUCAGGUUUUCCCCAUCUUUUUUGGUAGCUCACAUUUUACUUUUGUUCUUCAUCCUUCCUCGCUUGCUAGGAUUAAUUUCUUUGAUUGACCUUUACCCUUUUAAUUGUAAGUACUAACCAUUUUUAGGUUUAAAUUUGAUAUGGUUUAAUUGAAAUGCAAUAGUCAGAUGCUCAUCGAUGAAGGUUUCAUUUUGGUUUUCCUAC
Messenger RNA from Benincasa hispida (wax gourd), 5980 nucleotides. Its product is annotated as zinc finger C3H1 domain protein. Gene Ontology annotation, biological process: RNA processing. Gene Ontology annotation, molecular function: protein binding. Gene Ontology annotation, cellular component: nucleus; exosome (RNase complex). The record is from RefSeq and is a predicted model, not a curated record. Lineage: Eukaryota; Viridiplantae; Streptophyta; Magnoliopsida; Cucurbitales; Cucurbitaceae.